Molecule: messenger RNA, 4419 nt
Organism: Corythoichthys intestinalis (scribbled pipefish)
Lineage: Eukaryota; Metazoa; Chordata; Actinopteri; Syngnathiformes; Syngnathidae
Product: bromodomain-containing protein 3-like
Exons: 12
Coding region: 830-3259 (809 amino acids)
Biological process (GO): regulation of DNA-templated transcription; chromatin remodeling
Cellular component (GO): nucleus; chromatin
Source: RefSeq, a predicted model, not a curated record
AAACAAGAAGAACUACUCCUUCCCUCCCUUCUAGUAAGAGCAAUGUCAACUGCUGCCACCCAGCGGCCGGAGGGAUUCUCUUCAAAUUAGUCCCAUGAAAAAGAAAAAACGGACAUCUUUAUGAAUUUGUAAAACCCGCCCGGACGACGAGGAUACUACGUGAAAGUAGGGCUUGUCCGGGCAAAAGAGGACGUUUGAUCACCCUAUUUAUACAGUAUAUGCUCUUGACAAGUCCAGGGUGAACCCAAACCUUCGCCCAAAAUCUAACUAUAUAAAUAAAUGUUCUUCAUCUCAAUGAAGUUCAUCUCUCUACGACGAAGCACCAAACCAACAUCAAAGUUCCGAUGUUUUUCCGCAUCGCUUUAUUUUUAAUGUUUGCUAAAUCACGCGCUGAACAUAUUUCCUUUUGUUAGCUAUCUCGUCCGUGAUAUCACUACUCGCUCGUGAGGGCAGGAACCUUAAAAUGCCUGUUAAAUCGUGAAAAUUGAGAUUUUAAGCAAUUUUAACCACUAAUGCUCUGGAGCUAGCAUUGUGGCUAACGAGGACAACAAACGAAAGUAGCGCAGGACUGUGAUGCUUGACAGACACGUGAACACAGCCAAUCGACAGGCUGUGUGGCUAGUCACAUGACAGGAAAUAGUGAUACUAGCCGCGCGCAUGCAUAUAUAUUGGUUGAAGCGGAAGUAGUUGGUCGCCAUUUCGCGGAGGAGUUCCAAGUGGUCAUUUCGAACCCAUCCGCUGUGAAGGCAGCGGGAAAGCCGCUUUUUUUUGUUUUAUUUUUUUAUGUUGGUUUUUGUCACCAUUGGAUAGCUGCAAGACACCGACCCAGAUGGACGCGGCUCUAAAUUCGCCCCACGAAAGCUCCACAGUGGGGCUUUCCUGCAUCGGGAUGGACCCGCACGCGAGCACGGGCAAGCGCAUCCGCAAACCCUCGCUUCUUUAUGAGGACUUCGAGAGCCCCUCCCUGCCCCACGCCGCCCCGCCAGGUCUGCCCGCCCCUCCGCAGCCUGCCGUCAGGGACCCGUCCCGGUCGGGCCGCGCAACCAACCAGCUGCAGUUCCUCCAGAAGACCCUGCUCAAGUGCCUUUGGAAGCAUCACUUUGCGUGGCCCUUUCACGAUCCGGUGGAUGCGCACAGGCUCAAUUUGCCCGACUACCACAAGAUCAUCAAGCAGCCAAUGGACAUGGGCACCAUCAAGAAACGCCUAGAGAAUAACUAUUACCGCUCAGCCAGCGAGUGCAUCCAGGACUUCAACACCAUGUUCACCAACUGCUACAUCUACAACAAGCCAACCGACGACAUCGUGCUGAUGGCCCAGUCCUUGGAAAAGAUCUUCCUCCAGAAAGUGGCGCAGAUGCCCCAGGAGGAGGUUGAAAUUCCCGCGCCAACCCCCCGCCAGAAGAGCAGCCAGGGACGCGGCCGCAAAACCAGCCGUGAGUGUCUGUCCCCGCGGGCGCAGCAGGUGCCGGCCGUGUCGCAGUCAGCCUACUCGCCGUCCUCCUCGGACACUGGCGAGUCCAUGCUGGCCAGCUCGCCGCAGACGGUGCUGACCAAGAGCCUGCCGCCAGCCACCAUCAUGGGCCUGCCUCCCACGCAGCCAACUACCAAGAAAAAGGGCGUUAAGCGCAAGGCGGACACCACCACUCCGUCCACCCUGGGCUUGACGGCGGGCAUGUCAGCAGAGGGUCACAUGGUGGGCUUGGGAAAGGGAGGCCAUGGCGGGCAGAUCCCGGAGACGCCACCCGGCACGGGCCUGGUCCGCGGCCCCGGUGGGCCCGUCUUACUGCAGCCUAUGAUGGGAAGGCGCGUGGGUAGCGGGCGCCCCAUCAAGCCGCCCAAGAAGGACCUGCCCGAUUACGUACAGCCGCACCCGUCGCGCAAGGGCAAGCUGAGCGCGCCCAUGCGCUACUGCGGCGGGCUGCUCAAGGACAUGCUGUCCAAAAAGCACGCCGCCUACGCCUGGCCCUUCUACAAACCCGUUGACGCGGCCGAGCUCGGCUUGCACGACUACCACGACAUCAUCAAGUGUCCCAUGGACCUCAGCACCAUCAAGAGGAAGAUGGACGGGCGUGAGUACCGUGACGCACAGCAGUUUGCCGCAGACGUGCGCCUCAUGUUCUCCAACUGUUACAAGUACAACCCGCCCGAACACGACGUGGUUGGCAUGGCCCGCAAGCUUCAGGACGUAUUUGAGUUCAGUUUCGCCAAGAUGCCCGACGAGCCGCAGCUGGACCACUCCGGCAUUUCUCUGAGCGGGCACCCGUCAUCCUCGUCCUCAUCGUCGUCCACCUCUUCGUCGUCUACGUCGACCACGUCCGAGAGCGAGCCCAGCACCGAGAGCGAGGAGAGCGAGAGCAGCCCGAGCUCGGAUAGCGAGGAGGAGCGAGCGCACAGGCUGGCCGAGUUGCAGGACCAGGUGUGCACACAGCUUAGAGCUGUGCACGAGCAGCUGACGGCGCUCUCCCAGGGUCCCAUCGUCAAGCCCAAGAAAAAGCGUGAGAAGAAGGAGAAAAAGGAGAAGAAGAAGCGCAGGAAGCCAGAUAAGCGCAGCCGCGGAACCAAAAGCCGGGCCGGUUCCGAGGAGUGGACGUUACCCACUAAAAUGCUCAAGAGCAAGUCGUCAAGAGGCGGUGUAUCGCAAACCAAAAAGAGCCAGAGCAAGAAGAGCAGCAAGAGCAAGAGCUCCAAGAAGUCAUUCUAUCCGCCGCUGCCGGCUACCCUUCUGCCACACUACGACUCUGAGGAGGAGGAGGAGAUCGUGCCCAUGACGUAUGAUGAAAAGCGGCAGUUGAGCUUGGAUAUUAACAAGCUACCCGGCGAGAAGCUGGGCCGCGUGGUGCACAUCAUCCAAUCACGGGAGCCCUCGCUGCGCGACACGAACCCCGAGGAGAUCGAGAUAGACUUUGAGACACUCAAGCCGUCCACGCUGAAGGAGCUGGAGCGCUACGUUAUGACUUGUCUGAGGAAGAAGCCGCGCAAGCCCUACACCGACCUAGUGAAAAAAGGCGGCGUGCUCAAGUCCAAAGAGGAGCUGACCCUGGAAAAGCGUCUGGAACUGGAGAGGAGGCUGCAGGAUGUCAGCGGACAGCUCAACUCGGCAAAGAAGCCUGCCAAACCCAAAGUGGAGAAGUCCAACCCCGCCGAGGCCCGUACGCAACCCUCACGCCUCAGCGGCAGCAGCUCCAGCUCAGACUCGUCCUCUUCCUCGUCCUCCUCGUCAUCGUCGUCCUCGGACACCAGUGAGUCAGACUCAGGCUGAGGACUUUGCUGCUAAAAUAGAAAAAGAAGAAGCAACUCAGGGACUUGGGCUGGCCCAGGAUGUGACGCUCCCUGAAAACGGACUACUGAAAACCAACAUGAAUUGAAUGUUACACUUGAAGGAUGUUUUGGGGGAAGACAAACAAAACACUUAAUGCCUUUGCUUUCUCCCGCCUACUUUUUAGUUUGUAAAUACAUGUACAAAAGUCUAUGUUUCUUUUAUAAAGAAGAAUUUUAUGAUUAUUUCCACCUGCCAGAGAAGGACAUGUGGUGCAAGUCUUCUUUGGAUUAAUUUAUUUAUUGGAAACCCCGCAAGUUCUUUUGCUUUUCUUUCUCAUCCCCUCCGCUUCAUCUUCAAUGCGGCAAUGGAACUUGGAAAGCUGUUGGAGCAUUUCUUCCAUAUACUUGAUAGUGCACUUUGUCCUCACUAGUAAAACAAUUUAACAUAACAGUAGACUCAAAUAUAGUCGUUUUUUCCUCUCCUAAUGAAUGGCCGUUCCUUACACUAGUAGAAUUUUGACAUACGAGUUGGACAACUGUUACUUGAAGCACUAUAUGUAAACUAGUAGUAUUGUGCAUUACUAGCAGCACGUAGUUGUACUACUACAUGGACAAUAGCUGGAAAUCAAGCAUACAGAUCAAAUGCUCAAACAGGUAUUACAUUCCUAAAAAGGAACAGUAAAUUUAGAGGUUUUGCUUACUUGUUACUGAUGUUGCUGCUGCCUAACAACUUGAUUUAUUUGCGAAUGUUCAUGAUGAAUUGUAGAAGUAAUGCUUGUAUAUUCUCUAAGGUAUUUAUGCUGCAUAUACUACUGCAUCAACCCUAUUGUUCCCUCGCUUAAGUUCUUUUUGUGUCCUUUUUACACUUCUCUUACAGUACUUCUCUCAUUCCGGUUUAGCAUUACUAUUUGCUUACUUGGCUCAUCUUUUCUGUUUCUUCCUUUGACAUCUUUUGGUAAUUAAAAUACUCUGUAGAAAAAGUGUCUGUGUGCAAUAGUCACAUCACUAGGGAUAUGUCAUUGUUUCCUUCAAAACCACUAAAGGUUGCUGUCCAAUCACUCGAUAGUUCUUGUUCUUGUGGACGCUAAAUUUGAAGUCCUAUUCCUAUGUUAUCCGUGAACUGAUCAUCUUAAAACUUGGCAGCUACAGUAGUAUGGAAAA